AUGGCAUCUCUUACCCGCGCCAUCGACAUCGGCCCACCCACAGCUCAACUUGACUCCCUUUUCUACACGCUACCUCCCGAGCUCCGAACCAUAAUCUUCGAAUUCGUCGUGCCACGUCUGGAGGGGGAUCUAAACGGCGCUGAAGAACGAGAGGAUCUUUCCGAGUCCGAUGAAUCAACAACAUUCUUAACGUUGGCGUUAGCGAAAAGGAGCAGGCGGUUUCGUCGAAGACUCGCGUUCCUCCUAUCCUGUCGCGCGUUCUACCUCGAAGCGUGCGGACUGUAUUACAAGCAUCGCGAGAUUGGCUUAGAGGACGUAUAUUGGGGCGAGGCGGCCGAGUCUAGACAUACGCAUAGCCGACACAGGCUGGCAAGCAUCCAAAAAGUGGCAGUGAUCAUUCAGGACGCCACGAGAAUCAUGAAGCUCAUGGCUCAUCAUCCUAAGCUCAAGUCGCUAAGGUUCUUGAUGGCUGGAGAUGAUGAUCGUGGCAUGCAGACUCGAUCCUGGCGAGGGCAACGUCAGAGAUCUGCGGUUCUCUGGAAUCGAAGACUGCGCAUAGAGCUGAAAGGCCUCAAGCAAGCGAUGCGGAAGAUCCCAAGCCUGACUGGAGUGGAAUUUGUCACGGAAGAGCUCUUCAAUUAUAACGUGGCAGAUGUUGCCCAAUUGCGAGAGAUGGAAGCAGGUUUGAACAAGUACCUCAAGGAGCGCGAAGGCCCUUGA
Fulvia fulva is the source of this 720-nucleotide messenger RNA. RefSeq lists its product as uncharacterized. Bases 1 to 720 code for a protein of 239 amino acids. NCBI's taxonomy places the organism in Eukaryota, Fungi, Ascomycota, Dothideomycetes, Mycosphaerellales, Mycosphaerellaceae. The record is from RefSeq and is a predicted model, not a curated record. The transcript has a single exon.